UUUUCAAGGCCAUCGAUCUAGCUUUCCAGCGCCAGAUAUGGCACCGACUCCAGCUCAAGUUACUGCGGUGGUUCUGCUCACCGUGGGCUGUACGGCCUUGGCUGUAGUCGCAUCGUCGCCCCAAGCACCGGUCGUCUGGCAGAGGGCGCACGCGACGUUCUACGGUGGAGCUGAUGCCUCCGGCACCAUGGGCGGCGCGUGUGGGUACGGCAACCUGUACUCUGAGGGGUAUGGAACCCGGACGGCGGCGCUGAGCACGGUGCUCUUCAACGACGGCGCGGCAUGCGGACAAUGCUAUAAAAUUGCAUGCGACCGCAAGGUGGACCCAAGGUGGUGUAAACCGGGUGUGACGGUGACAGUCACGGCCACAAACCUCUGCCCACCCAACAAUGCCCUUCCAAAUGACAAUGGUGGUUGGUGCAACAUACCACGACCGCACUUCGACAUGGCGCAACCGGCCUGGGAGAAGAUCGGCGUCUAUAGGGGCGGCAUCAUUCCUGUCAUGUAUCAGAGGGUUCCAUGUGUGAAGAAGGGUGGCGUGCGGUUUAAGAUCAACGGCCACGACUAUUUCAAUCUUGUACUUGUGACCAAUGUUGCAGCCAUCGGCUCGAUAAAAUCUAUGGAUGUCAAGAGCUCCGAUUCAAAAGAUUGGGCGCCUAUGGCACGCAACUGGGGUGCGAACUGGCACUCGUUGGCGUAUCUUAGCGGGAAAAUGCUCUCGUUCAGACUAACCAACACUGAUGGGCAAACACUUGAGUUCAAUAACAUUGUGCCAAGUGGAUGGAAGUUUGGGCAAACAUUUGCGAGCAAAGUGCAGUUCAACGAUUGAUUUUCACAGAUUGAAUAAUUUGGAAUUUACUGAUAUUGUGGUGCUUAAUUACUUGUAUAUAGCUAAAUACAAAUUCUUCGGUUACAGCUGUAACUCUACUGUGUGUCUAACAUCUUGUGGUAUGUAGUGUUUGUACAAAUUUGUAAGGUGUAAAUAAGAUACUAUUGAUUCUGUUGAUGAGUUACUUUCAAUUUUCUUGUAUUCAAA
This is a messenger RNA of Brachypodium distachyon (stiff brome), 1036 nucleotides long. RefSeq names its product expansin-A24. Gene Ontology annotation, biological process: plant-type cell wall organization. Bases 38 to 829 code for a protein of 263 amino acids. Lineage: Eukaryota; Viridiplantae; Streptophyta; Magnoliopsida; Poales; Poaceae. The transcript is spliced from 4 exons. Gene Ontology annotation, cellular component: extracellular region. The record is from RefSeq and is a predicted model, not a curated record.